This is a messenger RNA of Akanthomyces muscarius, 1122 nucleotides long. RefSeq lists its product as uncharacterized. The coding region runs from base 1 to 1122 and encodes 373 amino acids. NCBI's taxonomy places the organism in Eukaryota, Fungi, Ascomycota, Sordariomycetes, Hypocreales, Cordycipitaceae. Gene Ontology annotation, biological process: mRNA alternative polyadenylation. Gene Ontology annotation, cellular component: mRNA cleavage and polyadenylation specificity factor complex. The transcript has 3 exons. The record is from RefSeq and is a predicted model, not a curated record. Gene Ontology annotation, molecular function: mRNA binding.
AUGUCGGAGGAAGCUGAUUUCGAAAUCGACUUUUACGGGGACGAGAGCAAUGAUCAACAAGAUCAAGGGCAGAAGAAGCAGGAACAGCAGAAUGAGGGGCAGGCAGAACACCGCGACGACAACUAUAACCACGAAGCCCAGAAUGAAGGCAACCAUGGUGGAGACGAUGCGAUGGAAGACGAGAAUGGCCAAGGCCACGGCGACCAAGCAUCGCAGCAAGGGACAAAGCGCAAGCAGGAAGACGACGGGAGGCCUGUUGACUCGGGGGCCACGUCUGCACUUAUGAUUAACGAGCUGAAUUGGUGGACCACUGAUGACGACAUUCGAGGAUGGGCGCGCGCCGUCGAGGCUGAGGACGAAAUCAAAGACCUGACUUUUAGCGAACACAAGAUUAACGGCAAAAGCAAAGGACAAGUAUAUGUCGAAUUCAAUUCUCGCCAGGCAGCUUCGGCAAUCAAGCACUACCUAGACAAGCUCAGCUCGGAGGAUGCGCAGGGCGCGCAAAAGAAGUUCCAAGCAAUGUACUGGAACCCCCAACUCAACCCCUUCAAGACACUACCGAAAGACGCCCCCGCUCGAGGCAAGGACCAGCAGUCAAGAGGGCCAACGGGUGCCUACAACAACGAUCGCGGAGGCUACACCAACAACUACCGCGGCCGGGGAAACUUUAACAACCGCGGCAACAUGGGCCAGAACAACUAUAACCGCAACUUUAACAACAAUAAUAACAUGGGCUACAACAAUAACCCCAUGGGCGGCGGUGGCUACAACAACCCCAUGGGUGGUGGCAAUUUUAACAACUUCAACAACCGUGGUGGCAUGAUGGGCGGGGGUAUGCGUGGCGGUGGCAACAUGCGUGGCGGUCGAGGCGGGAACAUGAUGGGCAUGGGUCCCGGCAUGAACGCCAUGAAUCCGAUGGGUAUGAACCCCAUGGGUAUGAUGGGCGGCAUGGGAAACAUGGGUAGUAUGGGCAUGGGAAUGAUGAAUCCCGGCAUGCAAGGCAUGAACUCAGGCUUCAAUCCCGGAAACUUCAACUUUGGACAGAACCAAGGAGGUGGCGGUGGUGGUGGCGGCGGCGACUGGGGCAACCCUCACGGCGCAAAGCGGCCCCGACCCGAGUAG